AAAAAGAAAAGGAAAAGAACUCGAAAAGAAAUCUCCUCUCUCUCUCGAUCUCGUCGUCAGUCGCACGGCCGCCUCCCUGCUGCUCGCUCCUCCCCUCGGCCAUCGCCGCCGGCACGGGCACCGCCGCAGGAGCUCCUCUCUACCCCCUCUACUGGGUCGGCCAGCAGUGGAUCGGGGGUCUACACGCAGGGGGUGGUUACUUCAAUUCGUAAGGAGUAGAGAAGGCACGAUAAUUGAAGAUGAGCAGCAUAGGCACAGGAUACGACCUGUCCGUCACCACCUUCUCUCCGGAUGGCCGUGUCUUCCAGGUUGAGUACGCCACAAAGGCUGUCGACAACAGCGGGACUGUUGUUGGGAUCAAGUGCAAAGAUGGAAUUGUCCUGGGUGUGGAGAAGCUAGUAACUUCGAAGAUGAUGCUUGAGGGAUCUAAUAGGAGGAUCCAUUCAGUGCACUUCCACUCUGGCUUGGCCGUUGCUGGUUUAGCUGCAGAUGGCAGGCAAAUUGUUUCAAGAGCAAAAUCGGAGGCUGCCAGCUAUGAAAAGGUCUAUGGUGAACCCAUUUCUGUGAAAGAAUUGGCAGAUCGCGUGGCAAGUUAUGUUCAUCUUUGUACACUCUACUGGUGGCUCAGGCCAUUUGGUUGUGGAGUUAUUCUUGGAGGUUAUGAUAGGGAUGGGCCGCAGCUCUACAUGAUCGAACCCUCAGGAGUCUCAUACAAAUACUUUGGUGCUGCACUGGGUAAAGGAAGACAGGCUGCAAAAACUGAGAUAGAGAAGUUGAAGCUUUCUGAGCUUACCUGUCGGGAAGGCAUUGUGGAGGUUGCAAAAAUCAUUUAUGGAGUACAUGAUGAAGCUAAGGACAAGGCUUUUGAGUUGGAAUUGAGCUGGAUCUGUGACGAAUCAAAUCGUCAGCAUCAGAAGGUUCCUGCUGAUCUUUUGGAGCAUGCCAAGGCUGCAGCUCAGGCAGCUCUUGAGGAGAUGGAUGCUGACUAAGAGAAACCGACUAUAUCUCCAGUCUCGUUCUAUGUUUGGCCACUGGUGAAAUCUUUGAUGUCAUUACUGGCACACAGGAUCUCGUUCUAUGUUUGUCAGAUUUUAUGUCAGUGUAAAACUGGGCAUGCACUUGUGGUACUAAAUUCAUGGAAUGUUUGAUGCUAAACAGUGAAUGGAUAUCAGACUUUGACUGAAUUUGUCCCUGA
Messenger RNA from Oryza brachyantha (malo sina), 1195 nucleotides. Its product is annotated as proteasome subunit alpha type-3. Gene Ontology annotation, cellular component: proteasome core complex, alpha-subunit complex; proteasome core complex; nucleus. The transcript is spliced from 11 exons. Gene Ontology annotation, biological process: ubiquitin-dependent protein catabolic process. The record is from RefSeq and is a predicted model, not a curated record. Bases 240 to 989 code for a protein of 249 amino acids. NCBI's taxonomy places the organism in Eukaryota, Viridiplantae, Streptophyta, Magnoliopsida, Poales, Poaceae.